AUGAGACGAGGCAGGUACGUAGCUUGCAGCUUGGACGUAACAUUCUUCAAAUGCUCAGAGGUGAGACCAUCUCUGCCUUCCGAGGUUUCCCUUGAGAAAAAUUUUAAACAUGUCAGGACUUGUUGUGGCGACACAACCACAUUUGAAGGUUAUUUGGGUGAGUUUGGUAGCCUAUCCAGAAGAGCCUUGAGAUGUUUUUCGUUUAAAGCCCUGAUAGUUUUAUCAAAAAAAGGUGCCACUGAAUCAGUUAAAGCCAGAAGUUGCAUGGCUCUAGAUGUCAACCAUUUUUUUGACCGCGUGAUUGCCAAAAUUGUCAAAUUUUUUGAUUUUAUACAAAACCUGACCAAAUUUGGCCUUUGGUUGCUUUGGGACAUAGUCCAUCAAGCGGAGAUUAGCAGAUUUAUCUAUAAAGGUGUCCGCCAAAUCGACCCGCGAAACUCUGAAAAAGCAUUCACAGAGUUGUUUCCCAAUGAUUUUUUGCAUGAAAGAGAAGAAGGCUUUGUGAAUGAACCGGCACAUUCAGAACUCUUCACUUUACCUCCAUGUCUAAAUAAGGUGCCAUUGGGGCGCUAG
Helobdella robusta is the source of this 573-nucleotide messenger RNA. RefSeq lists its product as hypothetical. The transcript is spliced from 4 exons. The record is from RefSeq and is a predicted model, not a curated record. Bases 1 to 573 code for a protein of 190 amino acids. NCBI's taxonomy places the organism in Eukaryota, Metazoa, Annelida, Clitellata, Rhynchobdellida, Glossiphoniidae.